AUGCAGGAAGCGCUCACCCCCGGCUUCCUUCAGUUCUCCCACGCGGCCCCCAAACAGACACCGAAUAGACUCAUCAUGGCGGGAAAAAUGGCCAACCUGUUCGCCCUGCUGAUUAGCCUGGUUGGGCUGGCGCUGGCACAGACGCAGACGCAGACGCAGAUGCAGACACAAACACAAACACAGACGACGGCGGUUGACGCAGCCGGAACCAUGGGCAUGACGUCGACCGUCGCCAUGACAGAGGCGACGACUACGGCAAGGGCAUCCGCGUGGGAGAAGACGGCCGGACCGGUGAUUACAAAGGCGGGCGGCAAUUCUACGACGAGUUCGCGGUACACGAGGGAGCGGACGGGCCGGCCGACGACGACGAUCCCCAACCCGCUGAUGCACAAUGCCGGGCGGAGGCCGUCGCAGCCGGGGCUGGGCAAGCUCUCCGUGGUGGUUGGGCUGGCUACGUACGGGCUGAUCCUGAUGUGA
Metarhizium robertsii ARSEF 23 is the source of this 477-nucleotide messenger RNA. RefSeq names its product carbohydrate esterase family 1 protein. The coding region runs from base 1 to 477 and encodes 158 amino acids. The record is from RefSeq and is a predicted model, not a curated record. The transcript has a single exon. NCBI's taxonomy places the organism in Eukaryota, Fungi, Ascomycota, Sordariomycetes, Hypocreales, Clavicipitaceae.